UAAUUGAUCAAUGACGGUAUUGGGUAGGCUUUGGGUAUAAAUUUAGUCCUUGUGUCUUCUAAAAUGGUUCAAAAUACAUUACACUGUAUUGUGUGACUGUUUGAUUCCAGUACAUAGUAAUUAGGGUACAGCCUAUCUGUACAGCGCUUUUGUCACACCUACAGCGGUCAAUUAGCCAAUGAAACGUCAACAAUUUACAAACAACCGGCGUUUUGAGCUGUUUGUCUUUUUAUAAGCGAAGUGCAUUUUCUAAUUAUCUUUGCGGAAACAGCACAACAAAUAGGACACUGAAAUGAUAUGGUUUCUGGGGGCUUUAGUUCUUUGUUCUCCAUACGCCACACGUUCCCCGCAAUUUUCAGUUAGCAGAAUACUUCUUUUUCUUUGAAUCCACAUGAAAGUACCGUUCCCUAGCUUUAAUUUGAAUCGUCACAUACGUGGGUGUUAUGCAUAGGUGUAAAAUAGACAAUCCCAUAUGCAAGUUUUACACAGCAGCUUUCGCUGAAAUGGUCGGUCGUUUUGAACUAAUAUCGCAUUUCCCAAAAAUGUCUUGCUUUUUGUAAAAUGGCUGUUAAAAUAUUGUUUUUUGUUGCGAGAAACAAAGUGCAUGACCGAUUCGUCAAGCCUUCUGAUUCACGAGUGGAAUGGAAGAGAUACUUAAUAUUUUCUACGACUUUGUGGCAAGUACAAGUGCAAAACCUCAGGGUAAUAAAUUUUUGAAGUAUUCAUUCAUAAUAAAUAUUCGUCAGUAACCUCAAGACCAAAAUUCGUGAAAUGUCAACAAAACACCUCUCUCCUUUCCUAGGUUUACUUAAAUGGUUAUUGUAAACUGCUGUUUCAAUUUACAGCUUUGCGUAAGCGCGAACAAUUUUAGACCUUUUGUAAACUCCGAGAACAAAACUGAUUACGCUCUUGUCAAAUCAAUUAAAGAGAUGGCUACAUUUAGGUAAACACAAUUUAAAAUGUAGAUGUAGUUUCACUACCCCUAAGCUAGAAAACGACAUAAUGUAAAUCGUUUAAAAACCAACAAUAAAUAAGAAAACGGCUUAGUUAAGGUCAGAGGACGAGAAUCAGGCGGCGAGUUCCCUAAAAUGAACAUUCUCCCACUGUAAGUGUUCUUCUCAGCAAAGCGCAUUUAUAUGUUAUCAGGGUCGCAGCGUCCAUCAGAUGGAAUUUAGCACGCGAUUUAAUUUUAAUCCCAAAUUGUUUGACAUGGGCGGAAACCAAUAUUGACUUAACUUUGUAAGCACUUUGACAACCGAACAGAAGCUUCCUUUUAUAGUUACCCGCGCGCAAAUAGGUUGCCACACGAUUAUUCUUUACAGUUGCGAUCGAUCAGGGUUUUUGAAACCAAACGAGAAUAGUUGUGGAGAAAUAGGCGAGUAUCAACCUGGUAAUUAGGAUGGCAAACGUGAGCACAACGCCCAGUAACGCUACCGUGCCUCCAGCUGAUUGCUCUGUCUACCCCACUGCAGAAAAAAUCGGUAAAACCUUUGCUUACUGUGUUAUCAUAGUUGUGUCGCUCACUGGCAACUUUCUCAUUGGAGCGAUUGUAAUCGGCAUAAAAUCCAUGAGGAGAACGAUCAACUACCUAAUCUUAAACAUGGCCAUGUCCGACCUCAUUCUCCCAGUUUUUGCCUUUCCGCGUCUUCUUACAGAGUUGUACGUCGGUUACUGGCUCAUAGAUGGCGACUUUGGCUUGGCGUUGUGUAAACUGGCCUACUUUAUGCAAGACGUUUCCACUGCUGUUUCUAUCCAGAGCCUUGUCUUGAUAGCAGUGGAUCGAUUUGGAGCUGUGGUUUUCCCUUUUAGACCCCCGGUUGUCAGCGCCAGGCUUUGCCCAUUCUUCAUUCUCGCGACGUGGAUCGUGGCUAUGGCCAUUCACACCCCGUACUUUUUCGUACGCAAACUUGAGGGAUCCGGAGAAAACCUUGCCUGUCGGCGGAUGUGGAAGGAAGCCUUUGGAGAGUCUUCUUCAUUGGAAAGCUACUACGUAGCACUGUUCCUCGUUUUAGCUCUUAUCCCUUUCGCGUUGAUGACAGUACUUUAUUCUAUCAUUAUUGUGAAACUGAGGGCUCAAAAGAUACCAGGUGGAGAAUCGGUGAGCUCUAAGGAACAGGAAAAACGAAUGAAGAGAGACAGGAGCGUGCUUAAGAUGGUUCUGGCUAUUGUCUUGGGAUUUGCAUUAUGUUGGGCACCCUUAAAUGUCUUGGCGUUUUUGCAGUUCUUUGUAUGGGAGGAAAACCCUAAACUAAGCUGUGGGUUUCUGCACUUUAGUUUUUUUGCCAUAUUUAUGGCUUAUGCAAAUUGCGCCAUAAACCCCUGUAUCUGUUUUAUAUUCAGUGGCAAUUACCGUGAAGGCCUCAAGAGUUUGUUUGGUUGUUGCCCGGGCAAAUGCAAUUGUUCGUGCUUUCGCCUUUUGCGUUGGCAAUCGUGGAAUGUGCAGAGCAUGUCUUCAGAUGAGCAAAGAGAUGUUACACUAGCUUCUCUUGCAUAAAACAGUAGUAGUAACAUUUAGGAUUAGAUAUCGGGAAAGUGCAAAUCCUUGGCCUUUUGUUAUAAGAAAAAAACACUAAAGCUUUUUUCAACUUUGAAGCUGCUCUUUUGGCAGUACCUUCUGUAAAUAUUUGUCGUAAAUUCUUUUAGAAUUGACAGCAGCAUUGCCAGAUAAUUCUCUAAUUCUCGUGGGUUUCCUAUCCACGUGGUGUUUAUUAUAAAGAUGUAUCCCUUUAAUUGACAGCUGCCAUUUUUUUGUUUCCAAUAGACUGCAGACAAUUUUUGUUUUGCUUUUUUAAUGAAAAAUACAUCGCAGCACAAGUUGUACGCGUCAUUUGUUUUAAACAUGCAAAAUUUAAGACGCUAAAGCUAAAAUAUUUAGUGAGUAUAAAUUAUACAGAAAAAUUGGGGUAGACAAUAAAGAGAGAUUCAGUUGCUUACGAUGUGUGUUUGUAGUCUUGUAAAGAAUUUCUUCACUCCAAAUCUUCGAGUAGGCUGUUUCACACAAUCUUUGUACUUUGCACAUUAUAUAUAAAUUGACAAGGAUCAGCAAAGAUCAUUUAAUCCUCGUAUUUCUUAAUGGCCUUAGUUACCAAUAUAGUAAACAAAAUUCUCGUUUUUAUCUCAAGUCUGAAAUUAAAUUUCUUAAAACACGUUAUCUGUUAAAAUCAGUACCAUUUUAAAAGACAAUUUAAAGAAUUAAUCAUGCAUGUAGAGUUGCACUGAAUACCAAAUCAUUUAAGCUCUCGAACGAAUUCCUCUCAAUUUUCCCCACCCCAACGUGUGAAUGGAAAAUUUCGUCCAAUUCUAAACAAUUUAUGAAACACGAUUCAAUAUUUUCGGUGAAGUGCAAUCAGUACGUGCCUGUACCCAAGAUUACUAGAAACCAAAUUGUUCUUUUCGAUUGUUAAUAAGAAUUGUAACAUAAUGACACAUUACUAAUAUAAACAAAGUGGUCCUUUGAAAACUAGCAAAACAGCUCUAUACCACCAAACAUGUGCUACUCAGUCCCGUCUCAGUGGCCAUUUCACUCAAAAAUGAACAUGAAAUUUAUUGAUCUUUAUUCCUCCAGAGAACUUUGUCCUGAAAAUAAAAGCCCUACUAGAAGCGUUAGAAUAUUAUCCACGUGAUCUAAACGAAUAAAACAGUUGGGUGGUGAUUUCAUCAAUUCGGGCGAUAAUUUGAACGAUAAAGAAUGCAAUAUGAGGAAAGAAAACAUAGAGAGAAAAUUGAUACUGGACAACCCACAGGGUUACUAUAUGAGAAAUCUGCUUUCUCCGCGAACAACUUGAAAUUAAAGAAGAAAUUCAUUACCCCCUGGAAACUGAAACCAAAUAUUUGCAGUAACGUAAUCAAAGGCUUUCAUCAGAUGACAGUUUUUAAAACUUCUUCUGUCAACUCUACGUUAAUAAAAAGAUGACCAAUAUGACAAAUAUAUGUAUCGAUCUGUCCCCGUGCGACUGAACAAAGAAUGAUUAAAUAUUUGUAACAAAAAAAAAUGGAAGUGUUU
This is a messenger RNA of Orbicella faveolata, 4003 nucleotides long. Its product is annotated as RYamide receptor-like. Lineage: Eukaryota; Metazoa; Cnidaria; Anthozoa; Scleractinia; Merulinidae. The record is from RefSeq and is a predicted model, not a curated record. Gene Ontology annotation, cellular component: membrane. Gene Ontology annotation, biological process: G protein-coupled receptor signaling pathway. Gene Ontology annotation, molecular function: G protein-coupled receptor activity.